Messenger RNA from Symbiodinium natans, 720 nucleotides. The record is from the annotation of a GenBank genome assembly. Lineage: Eukaryota; Dinophyceae; Suessiales; Symbiodiniaceae.
AUGUGCGAGCAAGGAUGCGCUUGCAACCUCGCGGCCAAGGUCAACACAGGCAUAGGGUGCGUGGUCGUCGCCAUCGGCCUCAUCAUCUACAUCAUCGGGCUUGUAACGGCCCAAUCGAUCGUUGACGACCGCAUCUUGGUGGACGGGCAGAGGAACUUUCAGCUGUCUGCGGACAGCUGGAGCCUGACGUUCAUGACGCAGACAGGAACGAACUGCCAAGACCACGUGGAUUCUUUGGACAUCGUCCACAGCGACACUAACGAAGUUGAGACCUUGUCGUUCACCUGUUGGAUGUCAUCAGGAACCGCCAUGGUCCAUGGGGGUGUCAACCUCAAGACGAUUGGCGAAUUCUACCCAGAGAAGGAGUAUGGGACCUACCAAGUUAGCAGCGGCUACAACACGUGGGUCCUCGACAACAUGGUGACAAGUGAUCAGUUUGGAGCCUUCAUGGGCGGCGCGCUGAUGGGCAUGAUCGGCUUCGUGACCAUGCUGGUUGGAUCCAUCUUCUGGUGUGUGGCCUGCUGCUGCUGCUGCCAAGCAGGCCAGCAAGCAGCCGCAGCUGCCGCCACCGCGCCUGUUGGGGGGCCUUCCCCGACCUAUUAUGGCCAGCAGCCCUAUGGCCAGCAGCCGCCCCCAACCUACCAGGGAGGUGUGUCGAACCAGGGGCAGGUGGUCGUGGUUGGCCAGCCGCUGCAAGCACAAGGACAGUGCGUCGCCUGA